AUGAAGGAAGAAACAGACACUGCUAGAGAUACCCCCGAUGGCUCGGCUGCUGGUGACGAUUCGAAGGCCAGUCUUGCCGCGAAGGAUCGAAAAUGCCAGUACUGCCAACAGGCUUUUACAUCCUCAUCAUUGGGUCGACACCUCGACCAAUUCCUUUUCAAGAAGAAACCCGACGGAAUCCACGACGUCGAAGAGAUCAGACGAAUUCGCAGUGGAAUCACCCGGCGCCAGGCCCGAACAUCCACAGGGAAGACCGAGGGCAGUCCCGACCGAGGCCAGAGAAAGGGCCCAUCAGAGCCAUUUACAGCCGCAGACUCGGGAUCGAAGUCGCGCGAGGCUCCGGUGCGCAUGAUGUUUAAUACACCUACCUGGCACGCGACUGGGGUGAUAAACGAUAUUCCAAACCCCAGUCGCGUGCCGGAUGGGCCCAGAAUUGCGCCAUCACAGUCUCGGACAGGGUCGUUACAGCUACCAGACUAUGCAAGUAGAGGUGCUAACUCCAGCAACCCGGAUACGAUGCGGGCGCUGGAGCUGGCACUACGCGAGGUGCUUGAUAAUAUCAAAGCUGCGAGCUCCCGUAUUCGGCCUCGGUUAUCUCCGUUCGACUUCGACAUUCAAGCUCAGACAUUUCCCUCCAUGUGUCUGCAGCUGCUCCCUCCUCCACCCAGCCUGUUUGCGCCGCAUCCGUUUUCCUCUACUGCCUCGUUUCCCCUACAGCCCCCCGGCGCGGAGCACCUCGAUAUAAUCCGCCAAGCCCUUCGCUCGAAGGUGGCACAGUGGCAGACCGACCAACUCGCAGUAGAUUCUACUGGUGCGGCGCACUCGAGACAUGCGAAUAGCGGGGUGGAUCCGAAUAUGAUAUACCGGAGCGCACAACAGCAUGAGGAUAUCAGUUUUCGACACUUGGAACUGGCCUUCAAUCAUUGGAAUUCCCUGCCUCACGACACCCGUCGUGAGGCGUGGCAAUUGGAAAUUACACGUGCAUUUGUGCGGGAGGCAGAGAAGCGCAAAUCCUCAGAUGAGCAACUCGCUCGGGUUCAACAGGAAGCAAACCAGCUGCGUGCUCAGGUAGAGCGCCUCGGAUCAUGCCAGUGGCCUCGUGAGUUCGCACUGUUUCCCCCGGAUACCCUUCCCCUGCCACGGGAGGUAGCGCGGGAAUUAGACGCGCAAGAAAGCUACAUCAGUGCCGAUUCUGCCCGAUGGGACUACGAUAACGUGGUUGCCAAAUGGAAACGUGUUAUCAUGCACGAUAAGGGCAUGGGCAGGAUUGGGGUUGGUUGUGGAAACCCCAGUCCGCUGGGGGAUUCAGAGCAAAGCCAGUCUCAGCAGAGCCCUGAUAUCAGGCCUCCACGCCCAGGCGAAGACACCACCUCUCAUCCGAAUCGAUUGCGCCCCUUGCAAUCUGCUGCGGCUUUGAGCCCAGAUGCUGCGGCUGCCUCCACUCCUGCUUCGUCUACCCACUACGCUUCACCGCACUCUUAUGCUGAUCCUCGCAGCCCAUCCAGCGCCCUACCCAGUGGUAUGGGCCACGUGGGUGGACUGCCUCCGGCUAAGCGACAGCGCCUCAUGAAUGGUACAGAAGACCCGUCUGGUCCUUCGUCCGAGUCUGGUCAUGCUCCGCCCCCUACAGCUGGUAAACCUUGGGGAUCUUCCACCCCCCAUUUAUCUAAUCUUGCUGCACCCUCGGGACAGACGCCUCCAUCGUCGUCCAGGAAUUGA
Molecule: messenger RNA, 1719 nt
Organism: Penicillium vulpinum
Lineage: Eukaryota; Fungi; Ascomycota; Eurotiomycetes; Eurotiales; Aspergillaceae
Exons: 2
Coding region: 1-1719 (572 amino acids)
Source: RefSeq, a predicted model, not a curated record